AUAAAGUGGAUCGAUCUAACUGAUGUUAUGUUUCAUUCCUUACAACCAAAGAACAAAACAAACGUGUUGGGUAGAGAGACCAAAUCAGUUUCCCAAAAUAGCAUGAAAACAUCUCUUUUUAGAAAGGAGCUGAAAAUUAUGGCACCAAUUUUACUUAAUGUUGCCAAUGAAAGUACUGAUUGUCUUGAACAUGGACUGGUACAUGUUAAAAACCCUCACUUAGAUUUCAUGGAGGAGGACAUUCUUUAUCACUUUAACCUGGGAACCAAAACUCACAAUUUGCCUGCAAUGUUUGGAGAUAUAAAGUUCGUCUGUGUUGGUGGAAGUGCCAACAGAAUGAAAGCUUUUGCCCAGUUCAUAUUCAAGGAGCUGGAGUUGAAGGGAGACUGCAAUGAUAUCGAUGACAUCUGUGCUGGGACAGACAGAUACUCCAUGUACAAAGCUGGGCCUGUGCUCUCCAUAAGUCAUGGGAUGGGGGUUCCUUCCAUCUCUAUAAUGAUGCAUGAACUUAUAAAACUUUUGCACCAUGCCAGAUGUCGGGAUGUGACGCUUAUUCGCAUUGGUACUUCAGGUGGUGUAGGUCUUGAGCCUGGGACUGUUGUAAUUACAGACACAGCAGUGGACUCUUUCUUCCAGCCUCAGUUUGAACAGGUGGUGUUGGGCAAAGUAAUUGUCAGAAGCACUCAACUAGAUGAGAACUUGGCUCAGGAGUUACUGCAAUGUGGUAAAGAGAUCCCUAACCUGCCUACUGUUCUUGGAAACACCAUGUGCACCCAUGAUUUUUACGAAGGUCAGGGGCGUUUAGAUGGAGCAUUGUGCUCAUUCUCUACUGAAGAUAAACUGGAAUACCUGAGAAAAGCACACGAGGCUGGUGUAAGAAACAUUGAAAUGGAAUCCACUGUAUUUGCAGCCAUGUGUCGUGUCUGUGGACUGAAAGCCGCCGUUAUCUGUGUGACCUUACUGGAUAGAUUUAAAGGUGACCAGAUUUCAACACCACAUGAACUUCUACUUGAAUAUCAACAGCGCCCUCAGUAUCUGGUGUCACAUUUUAUCAAGAAACAUCUUGGGCUUCAUAAUUAAUAUAUAUUUUGCUGCAUAACUGAUUGUUUACAAUGAUAUUUGUUAUGUACAUAAUUGAGUUUUCUGUAAAUAUAUGUAGAUGUUUAAUAUAUAUAUAUAUAUAUAUAUAUAUAUAUAUAUAUAUAUAUAUAUAUAUAUAUAUAUAUAUAUCUAUUCUAUGUUAACUGUAAUAUGUUUCUAUCUGAUGAUGAUUUUACUGUAUGUAUCUUUUUGUUGCAAUAAUAAAUAUUCCUGCAGAAUGUGGGAUUUAAUAAGCUAAAAUGUUUAUAACCAAGUUAAGCAUAAGGAAAAAUACAGUACACAACUAACCCAGAAGUCCUUUUCAUGAUGGUUUAAAAUGAUGAUAACCUCACAAAAUAAACAUUUCAGAUUCUUCCGGUAGUAAUGAACCUGUUGCUUAAAUGAACCUAAUGCUACCCACUUAAAUUACAUGAAAUUGGUCAAGAUUGAUAGUAAAAGCAAGUUGAGGGGUUAUAUAGAUUUUAUGAUUAACAUCUGUUUGUCCUAGAAAUAUUUAUACUGAGGAAAAUCCUAUAUUAUUUUGAGGUUUUUCAUAAUUAUUGAUAAACACCCAUUGUGCAGUCCAGCUAUAGACAUAUUUAUUUUUCAUUCUAUAAUGUUUAAAAGAAUAUAUUUGGUCAGGAAUCUAAUUAUUCUAAAACUAUAAAGUCAUUCCACAUGCACAAGGUGUAUGCCAGGGUGCAUAGCAAACAACGUCUAGAUCUUUUACUCCAGAGAAUGUGUUGGUUUGUUCAAUAUGGGAUGAAUAUCUUUAAUAACUAAUUAAAAAGUCUUACCUCUGUAAAUAAAAAAAAAA
This is a messenger RNA of Acipenser ruthenus (sterlet), 1897 nucleotides long. RefSeq names its product uridine phosphorylase 2-like. Gene Ontology annotation, biological process: uridine catabolic process; nucleotide catabolic process. NCBI's taxonomy places the organism in Eukaryota, Metazoa, Chordata, Actinopteri, Acipenseriformes, Acipenseridae. Bases 28 to 1080 code for a protein of 350 amino acids. The record is from RefSeq and is a predicted model, not a curated record. The transcript has 8 exons. Gene Ontology annotation, cellular component: cytosol; cytoplasm. Gene Ontology annotation, molecular function: uridine phosphorylase activity.